Messenger RNA from Lepus europaeus (European hare), 905 nucleotides. RefSeq names its product peptidylprolyl isomerase B (gene PPIB). Gene Ontology annotation, biological process: protein folding; protein peptidyl-prolyl isomerization. The transcript has 5 exons. Lineage: Eukaryota; Metazoa; Chordata; Mammalia; Lagomorpha; Leporidae. The record is from RefSeq and is a predicted model, not a curated record. Gene Ontology annotation, molecular function: peptidyl-prolyl cis-trans isomerase activity. Bases 46 to 696 code for a protein of 216 amino acids. Gene Ontology annotation, cellular component: intracellular membrane-bounded organelle.
UCUUCCGGUCCUGGCCGCCCCGGCCGCGCUCGCCCCUGCCGGUGGAUGCUGCGCCUCUCGGAGCGCAACAUGAAGGUGCUGUUUGCCGCCGCCCUCAUCGUAGCCUCCGUUUUCUUCCUGCUGCUGCCAGGCCCCUCGGUGGCUGAUGAGAAGAAGAAGGGGCCCAAAGUCACCGUCAAGGUGUACUUUGAUCUGCGAAUUGGAGAUGAAGAUGUAGGCCGGGUGGUCUUUGGUCUCUUUGGAAAGACUGUUCCGAAGACGGUGGAUAAUUUUGUGGCGUUAGCUACAGGGGAGAAAGGAUUUGGCUACAAAAACAGCAAAUUCCAUCGUGUGAUCAAGGACUUCAUGAUCCAGGGUGGCGACUUCACCAGGGGAGAUGGCACAGGAGGGAAGAGCAUCUAUGGGGAGCGCUUCCCUGAUGAGAACUUCAAGCUGAAGCACUACGGGCCCGGCUGGGUGAGCAUGGCCAACGCCGGCAAAGACACCAACGGCUCCCAGUUCUUCAUCACCACAGUCAAGACAGCCUGGCUGGACGGCAAGCACGUCGUGUUUGGCAAAGUUCUGGAGGGCAUGGAGGUGGUGCGGAAGGUGGAGAGCACCAAGACGGACAGCCGGGACAAGCCCCUGAAGGAUGUGGUCAUCGCCGACUGCGGCAAGAUCGAGGUGGAGAAACCCUUUGCCAUCGCCAAGGAGUAGGGCCGCGGGGACCUCUUCCCGCUGAGCGAGUGUCUGCACGGGCCUGUUGUCCUCGGGGUGACGACUGCCCGCCACGGGGCUCCGAGCUGCACUGGCCCUUGCUGGCAUCGGACGGAGCGGCCCCACUCCCCUCACAUUCCUCAGGCCCACCGGCCCCGUUUUGUAACAAACGCCUACCAACACUGACCAAUAAACAAGGGGGGGGUUUU